AUGACGCUCGUCAGUGAUCAAGUCCGUCGUCUCGACGCAUACCUGGACCGGCUGCCCGUUCUGGCCGACCUCACGCCAGAUUAUGCGGCCUCGGAAUCUGCCGAUCAAGCUGUUGUCGCAGCUCAGGCCUUGAGCUCACCGAGGAUUGAUCAGCUCCUGCAUCUCGUCCAGGCCCUCAGCAGUACUUCUUCAUCUCAGCCUCUUGUCCCCGUUGACUUUGUUCGCUCGCUUUUGAUACAGUCGGACAUUCUCGCGCCUCACACCUACGGAGCAGCCGGUCUACCUUCCGUCCAAGCCAAAAGUCACUACGAAAACGAGGUAGAGUGGCUCCUUGUUACAAAAGCCACAGUCCAGAUAUAUGGUACUAUUCUCAACACACUGCUAGACCGCAUCAUCCCUCUGAGCGACGACAUUUGGUACUGGUCAGAGGUUCUCAAUUCUUACACGUAUAGCAGCCUCUACACUGUCCAAACUUCGCCCUUGCGGCUAUGGGCAUGGACACAGGACGUCUACGCUGCCAGCAAGACUCGAAUCAACUCGUUUGAUGUGCGCGAUGCCUCGUCGGAUCUCGCACAGGCUGGGUCUGGCGUCACACAACAAUGGCGCAAAUUCUAUGACAUCGUACGCGAGAGCAUCGUUGAGCGGUCGCUAGCCAAUGUGCAGCGCAAGGUGCUCUCGCCGCUGGCAUACUGUCGGAGUGAAGUCCAGAAGAAGCAGGCGGAGCUACAGAAGCUGAGAGAGAUCACCGCAAGUGGGCUCGGUGUUUUGAUGGAUGAGGGUCUGCAGUUUGACUCCAAUGACGGCAAAGUUCAGCUGCAAGGUGCUCACCUCAAGGGUGUCGUCGAGCGCAGCGUUGCGCUAAUUGAUAUGGUACUGAAAGAAGUAUCUACUCUGGACAUGAGCAUCCACGAAUUCGAGGACAAGGUUUUCGCGGGAGUCGAGGAAGAUGCCGAGCUCUCCGUUCACAUCGAGGAUACGGCCACACCUGGAAGAUCAUCUGUACUAGCACGACGACUCUUGAAUAUCAUUGACAAGGUCCUCCCGCAACACGUAUCGACCAUGGAUAAACUAGCGGUCGCCAAUGGACGACCGCACCCUGCUGUGCGGUACUGGAUCCCUGCCGUUGUUGGUCUUGUCUCUUCGAGCACGAUACUUCGCAUUCUUGUGAAUCGCCAAGCCGAGAUUGUGGAAUGGAUUACCGAUUUCGGCGCUACGGUGCGAGAUUUCUGGCUCAACUGGGUUGUCGAGCCGACGCAAAAAGUUGUGAAGACGAUUCGACACGACGAGACGAGUGAAAUCGCCAUCAUGAGCCGGGACAGUCUCAAGGCUGAUCGAGAAAGUUUGGAACGCAUGGUCGUCGAAUUUGCUCAAGACAACCCACAGUUUGUCAUGGAAGGUUCUUCAAUCACUGACGCCCACAUUAGCGAGAUUCGCCGCAAGGUUGCCGAGGGUGACGUUACUCCUGUGCUACGCGCAUAUGAGAAGUAUCUCAGGAAACCCUUGGCUGGUGCAAUCACUGGAGAUUUGGUGCGCUCUCUACUGAUUCAGGUGCAGAAGACCAAGGUUGACUUGGAGGUGGCCAUGACUGGUAUUGACUCGCUGCUGAAGAGCCAAGAGCUUGUAUUUGGCUUUGUCGGCCUGACACCGGGAGUUCUGGUUUCUAUAGGUGUCUUUCGAUAUCUCCAGGCCAUGUUUGGUAGUCGCUCGGGACGACGACAGAGCGGCACGGCUGGUCGCGCCAUUCGCAUUUUGCGCAACAUUGACCGCAUCCUAUCCGAUGCGAGCCCCACGGAUAGUAACAUGCUCUCAUACAAGGACCACGGACUGCUGUUGUGUGAGCUACACGUGCUGCGCAGCCUAACGACGAAGCUCCUUCCGCGAAGCGUGCAGCAAGAUUUUCUGGAGGAUUUAGAUGACCUGGCCAACAUCAAGGGCAUCGGUUUCCAAGCCAAGGCUCUGACUAGGAUUCGCUGGGCAUAUGCGCGAUGGCUCAGAUAG
Messenger RNA from Cordyceps militaris CM01, 1998 nucleotides. Its product is annotated as ATP synthase regulation protein NCA2. NCBI's taxonomy places the organism in Eukaryota, Fungi, Ascomycota, Sordariomycetes, Hypocreales, Cordycipitaceae. The record is from RefSeq and is a predicted model, not a curated record. Bases 1 to 1998 code for a protein of 665 amino acids. Gene Ontology annotation, cellular component: mitochondrial outer membrane. The transcript is spliced from 2 exons.